Messenger RNA from Gadus morhua (Atlantic cod), 3962 nucleotides. It is a transcript of the gene trim65, whose product is annotated as tripartite motif containing 65. Gene Ontology annotation, molecular function: protein binding. The record is from RefSeq and is a predicted model, not a curated record. The transcript has 8 exons. NCBI's taxonomy places the organism in Eukaryota, Metazoa, Chordata, Actinopteri, Gadiformes, Gadidae. The coding region runs from base 116 to 1654 and encodes 512 amino acids.
GUUCGCGCCAUACGUAACGCGUGCCUAUGACGUCACCAACGAACCCGCCUCCCCGGACACUCCUCCGUUGUGCCCAGAUGAUGGACGCGUUGACCUGAUACAACUCGGGAUCAAGAUGGAGAGUCAGAAUCCAAAUUUAACCUGCAUUAUUUGCUUCGACACGUUCCGGGUUCCUGUGACCAUCCCCUGUGGUCACACCUUCUGUGAGAAAUGCAUCACCCGUCACUGGGACACCCAGAGCAAGUCCGACGUCCCCGCUCAGUGUCCCAUCUGCAGCAAGAAGUUCCCCAUCAGGCCCAUCCUGAACCGCAACGUGAACCUCGCCGUCAUGACGGAGGCAGCGAACAGCCCCAGCAGCACUGGCGGAGAGCCGGUUAGCAGGGAUGGAGGGGGCGCGACAGCUAUACUGUGUCAUCUGCACAACAUGCCCCUGGUGUAUUACUGCAAGGAGGACAAAAUGGGAGUUUGCAUCAAGUGUGGAGUAUCAAACUGUAAUUCCCACCAGAAGGUGUUGUUGGAGACGGAGCGGGAGACCCAAGGGUUGUUGCUGAAGAGCAAGAGUGCAGAAGUGGAAAAACUCAUCAAAGAAAAUGACAGGAGUAUUGGCGUACUGACGGAAAACAUUGAAAAAGCCAAGGUAUCUCUCAAGCAGACUUCCAUCUGGUUGGACUCCAAAUUCUGCAGCCUCAAGGAAGCGCUGGACGAGAAGCAGGAAACCACGAACCACUUCAUCGAGCGGAAGAACCUGGGCGACCUUGCCCAGGCUGAGGCGCGGCUCACCCAGCUGCGCGAGAGGGCCCAGGAGCUACGACAGAGCCAGCACCGCAUCGAGGAGCUGCAUCAUCUCCCCGAUUCAGAGCUCAUCAAGGAGUCAACGCUGGUGAGGGUUCCCAGCUUCAAGGAGAUUCCAGUGGACAUGACGCCCAAUCUGCAGGAGCGUCUCAACGGGAUCACAGAGGUCCUUUCCCGCGUAUCCAAGCUGGUGACGGAAGACCUGGAGAAGGCUGUGAGCGCUGUGGUCGGCCAGGACAAACAAGGUUCCCCCCAGGACAAGCGCCCUGUCCUGGCUGUGGUUCCCAGCCCGGCCGCUCGAUGCCACCCUGGAGGGAAGGAGGGCCUCAACGCCUACAGGUGUUCCUUGACCUUUGACCCGCGCACGGCCAACGGCCACCUGCUGCUGUCCCAGGAGAACCGGCGGGCAGAGCACCUGACCUCCGGGCCGCGUCAGGUCCUCGCCAACGAGGCGCGCUUCGACCACACCUGGCAGGUGCUCUGCUUCCAGGGCUUCUCCAGCGGCCAGCACUACUGGGAGCUGGAGGUGUCCAAGCCCUGGGCCUACCUGGGGGUGACCUACGAGGACAUCCCCCGCAAGGAGAAGGGCAAGCGCUGCAUGGUGGGCAUGAACGAGCUGUCCUGGAGCCUGCAGCUGGACGAGCAGCAGCUGAGCGCCUGGCACGGGGGCCACCGCGAGAUUCUGCCAGGCCACCCCCGCCACAAGCGCCUGGGCUUGCUGCUGGACUACGAGGCGGGCACGCUCACCUACUACGGCGACGGGGCCACGCGGCUGCACGCCUUCCACUGCGCCUUCACCCGGACGCUGUUCCCCGCCUGCUGGAUCGGGGAGGGCGUCUGCGUCACCCUCUGCUCCACGUGAGCACAGCGCUCCGGAGAACUCUCAGGGGGUCUUGCUGAAGACACACACACACACGCACGCCCGCGCAAGCGCACACACACACGCUGACACACACACUGGUAGACGGGGCUUCCCUGCAAAGCCCACGUCUUCAGGGUUCCAAGGUUCCCCUUAAAGGAGCCGUUCCAAAGGUUUCCUUCUCCGGGCUUAUUAGUAAAUCUUAAGGCAGGGACUACUUCUCCCAAAGUGCUGAAUGUUAGUUUCAACUUUCUAAAUGGCAGAUCCUUAUAACAACUCUUGGUGCAAUCCAGUAUUUUCCACUUUAUUUUCUCCCUUCCUCCUCUGUUGGACAAUCCACGUUAUAGUAGCACACCAUGAUGGCUCCAUCAUCAUUCAUAUUAGUAACCACAUUGGUUCAAUGCUGCAGGUUUUAGUCUCUGUUGCAAGUUGGACUUGCAAUCGGAAAAACACAUGAAUCAACGUCUGACCUUAAGGAAAAAGGAAGGACAGUCGAAGGCCAAUGAGAGCUGACGAGGUUUUCCAAUAAGGACCUAAGCAUCCUGAAGCUGCUCACUGCAGUGUCCAAUCACAUGUGGUACUAUGUCCGCCGGGGUAAGGUUACAAGGGAGGGCAAGGGGCCGAUUUCAGGGUGCCGGUGGGAGUAACGAAUCGCAACAAGGCCUCCUUCUCAUAGCAAGACUUUCCUAAAAGGAUUUGUCAAUUGGAACACCUUUAUCAGGGCACUUUUAAACAACGGUUACACUAAUACUGUAAUGGGAUGGAAUUGGGUCGAUUCCAGGCAAAAAAAUGCCUUGAAGUUAUAUCCUCAAAGCAAUAAUCUGAUUGAUAACAAUGAAGAAGCACACUAUGUGAAUCAUGCACGACGAACGGCCAUGUGACCUGUUUGGGACCGCAGUUCAUUCCAAGCCAUAGUGGUACUGCUACUGCCUUUGUGUUUUACUCUGCACCGUUUAUGGCUUCAAGUAACAUUGGGAGGAACCUUAUAAUCAGAGCAGAAAUCCGGUCGUGGUGGUGGAUCGCUUCGAAACCGAACAAACGUAGAGCAACUGGAUGAACGCCUCGUCACUGGGAUGGACGGGGUACCACUGGAAACGGCAUCGCACAUACCAGCCCCUCUUUGGUUUUCCCCUACGACGGGAUAUGUCCGCUGUACGUUAUUGCUUUGAUAUUUCCUUUUGUUUUUUCAUUUGUUUCGUCUCUCAAGCUGAUGAAAUCAGCCUAGCAGAACACAGCCCUCAGAACGGUGGACUGGGAGGGUAGGGUUACUCACUGGCACCGGCGUAGGAGUGAAGGGCUGAGGAGUCAUUCUGGGUGUAACCUCUAACAGCUGGUCCCGUCUAGGGCUGGGCGAUUUGGCCUAAAAUAAAAUCGCAGAUUUUUACCCACCAAACCCGAUUAUUGAUUUUAAUAGAUAUUCUUUUCUAUAAAUGAGAAAUGAAUAUCUAUUUUAAGUUUGGAUUUUAUUUGAAGAUGAACAAAAAGCUAAAUUUGGUUGCCACAGACUUUAGGCAAACUCUAAACACUAGAUUUUUCCAGCGCAUGCAGCCAUGUUGACAUUUUACUCUUUUACUUCUUUUAAAUAAUCUUUUUUUUUUUUAAAUCUAUUAUUAACCAUAAAUUUGAAUAACGAUUAAAAAUCCAUUAAUGGCCCAGCUCUAGUCCGGUCAUCCUCGCUGCGGUGGAGCCCCAGGCACAAGGUGCUCUCCCGGGGGCUGCCUUGUCCCUCGCCCUGCGUCGCGUCCUUUGGCCCCAGUGGAUCUUUGUGAGAGCCGAUGUGUUUCAAAUAUGUUUGUUUGUGUGUGUGUGAAGAGUAAAAAGUGUUGGCCAAAUGGCCUCACCUCUGAGUGAAAUCUGCGUGGAACGUGUCCCUCUUGAUUCUCUGUAAGUGUUUUGGUGAAAUGGGCUGGGCUGGGGGUCUAGUGAAGGUGGACGUCUCAUAAAUCAUGGGGCAUUCACAGCCUCCUGAAGCUGGUGACCGGAAGAACAUCUAAAUCCACAAAGAAUAUUCUGCUUGGAUGAACAAAUACGCUUUUUUGGUUGAUUUGAGGAAAAAUCAUGAAACUAGUAACUGGUGCCGGGGUAAAAUGUAAACUGUGGCGAAGUCCAUUAAAGUAGAACCACAGUCCAACACCAACACAUUAAAAGGAGCAGGUUCAUGUUAGUGUUAUGACACCUCUUUGGAAAGAGUAUGGAAGAGCCGGCCACCCUGAGGUAUCUGUACGGCCGUGGUCAUUAAGGGUGUGGUCAGGAGAUGGUUGCCCUAGUUUGGGCCCCUAAUUGACCAACAGUUGUGAGUGGCUGGUAGUGG